Molecule: messenger RNA, 2383 nt
Organism: Colossoma macropomum (tambaqui)
Lineage: Eukaryota; Metazoa; Chordata; Actinopteri; Characiformes; Serrasalmidae
Gene: tubb1
Product: tubulin, beta 1 class VI
Exons: 4
Coding region: 152-1561 (469 amino acids)
Biological process (GO): microtubule cytoskeleton organization; mitotic cell cycle
Cellular component (GO): cytoplasm; microtubule
Molecular function (GO): GTP binding; structural constituent of cytoskeleton; GTPase activity
Source: RefSeq, a predicted model, not a curated record
UGUGUGUGUGUGUGUGUGUGUGUGUAGGAGGUGGAGAGGGUGACUCCCCGGCUCUGACGUCAUCGCCGUGGUCGUGUCCUGGUCAGUGAUAUGAGUCGAAGGAUCCGUGGUUCUCCUGCAGUUCUGCUGUCUGAGCUCCAGCCUGGUCACCAUGCGCGAGAUCGUCCACCUUCAGAUCGGACAGUGCGGCAAUCAGAUCGGAUCGAAGUUCUGGGAGGUGAUCAGUGAUGAACACGGCAUUAACGCGGUGGGGGCGUACGAGGGGGACAUGGACCUGCAGCUGGAGAGGGUCAACGUCUACUUCAACGAAGCGCACGGUGGGAAGUACGUUCCUCGGGCCCUGCUCGUGGAUCUGGAACCGGGCACUAUGGACGCUGUGAGAGGGAGCCGUAUAGGACAGCUCUUCAGACCCGACAACUUCAUCCAUGGGAAUUCCGGAGCUGGGAACAACUGGGCCAAAGGUCACUACACGGAGGGAGCGGAGCUGGUGGAGCAAGUGGUGGACCGUGUCCGCAAUGAAGCCGAGAGCUGCGACUGCAUGCAGGGCUUCCAGUUUGUCCACUCUCUGGGCGGCGGCACCGGCUCAGGCAUGGGCACGCUGAUCAUCAACAAGAUCCGAGAGGAGUAUCCGGACCGCAUCAUGAACAGCUUCAGCAUCAUGCCGUCUCCGAAAGUCUCCGACACCGUAGUGGAGCCGUACAACGCCACGCUGAGCAUCCACCAGCUGAUCGAGAACACAGACGAGACCUACUGCAUCGACAAUGAGGCACUGUACGACAUCUGCUUCCGUACGCUCAAGCUGACCACGCCCACCUACGGGGAUCUGAACCACCUGGUGUCCUUGACCAUGAGCGGGGUCACCACCUCCCUGCGCUUCCCGGGUCAGCUCAACGCCGACCUCCGCAAGCUGGCCGUCAACAUGGUGCCGUUCCCCCGCCUUCACUUCUUCAUGCCCGGCUUUGCCCCCCUGACGGCACGUGGCAGCCAGCAGUACCGCGCCCUCACCGUGCCUGAACUCACCCAGCAGAUGUUCGACGCCCGCAACAUGAUGACGGCGUGCGACCCCCGGCGCGGCCGCUACCUCACCGUGGCCGGCGUCUUCCGCGGCCGCAUGUCCACCAAGGAGGUGGACGAGCAGAUGCUGGCCAUCCAGCAGAAAAACAGCAACUACUUCGUGGACUGGAUCCCUCACAACGUGAAAGUGGCCGUCUGCGACAUCCCGCCCCGCGGCCUGAAAAUGGCCUCCACCUUCAUAGGAAACAACACGGCCAUCCAGGAGAUCUUCCGCAGGGUGGGAGAGCAGUUCUCCAUGAUGUUCCGCCGCAAGGCCUUCCUGCACUGGUACACGGGAGAGGGAAUGGACGAGAUGGAGUUCACGGAAGCGGAGAACAACCUCAACGACCUGGUGUCCGAGUACCAGCAGUACCAGGACGCCACGGCCGACCAGGAGUGGGAGGCGGAGGAGGAGGUGACGGAGGUGGAGGGACCUUCGUCUACAGUAACGAGCACCAAAGAGGAGAUAAUGACCAAGACAGUGACGGAAACCGGCAUCACUGAGUGAGGAACUGACCUGUCUGACUACGUGAAGGACAUUUCACAACAUCCCUUAAAUUCAGUUUAAUAUCUUUUUAUCAUUUUAUUGCUCCACCUCUUCAACACAAAAGACCACUUACACUUAACCACAAUCGCUUUAGACCACGGUGCAGAAAUGUUUUGUACAGUGUACAAGAAUUCGUUCUUUACAACUUAAAGAAUUUUUAGAUUAGUGCUUAUUUUGCUUCUCAUUUACUAAAUUAGUUUUAUGUUUUAUUUGCUGAAUGAAGGAAAAGUGUUUUGUAAAUAGUAAAAUAAAGCUACAAGUGAAAAUACACAAUUCUCAUUUCUGCAAGACAUCUUUAAAAGCAAACAGAGACUCUCAGGAAAAGCUGGAAGGCCUCGAGCAGAUCCCCUCAGAACUGGCACGUCACGCUCUGCCCGACCGUGCGGCCUGACAGGACACGAUUAAACUCAACCAGCUCUGCAGAAACUGAUAAGCAGCCCAGAAAAGAGCUUCCCUUCACCGCAGACCACCGGCCGCUCCCGCCGGAGCUAAAUUAAACUGAGCUCACAGUUUCAAACUCACAGCAGCACAAGUAUCACGGCGCCGCUGAGACGCCAGCAGCUGGGUCUGCUUUCAAAAUAAACUCAGAAUUUUCUUUAUUUUUCCUGAUAUACGUUGUUGGCAGUGAGUUUUACACAUACAAGAAACAUCAAUGCUACAUUAUGAUUAACCCUUUAUUAGAGGAAUAAAAACAUGUUUUUGUUGUACGUCAGAGCUCUUUUGUCUCACUCACUUUAUUUGAACAGAAUGCUGGUUUGGCCCAUUAAAGACUAAACACUGUAA